CGGCUUCUUCCUCGAGUAACACGUUAUUAGUAACGUAAACAACAGUUACAUUACUGAUUAAGGCCAUAAUUGUCUUUCACUUUACUCACGCGCUUCCCAGUGCAGUCAGAAGCACGAUACCAGCCCCAAUACAACAAAUUAACUGAAGAAUGAACCAACACAGAAAGUAGACCAAAAUUCCAGACUGUACCAUUCAAUUCUCUACAGUGUUGAGUCGCCCUGGUUUGGUUUCCGUCGAGGAAUCCAUAGAUAUUGAGAAUUGACAUCGACAGACCACCAUAAUAACUUUAAAGGUACCUUUGUUUUUCUGUCAUUAAAUCCGUACCGUCAGUAUUUGUAAUGGGCAGGGCCACCCGGUGAUGGAUUCCGGAGAGAAGCGAAUUGGGGAGGAACUGUCCCACCCUAUUGUGUUAUCGGAGCGUGUUUGGUCCGCCGUGAAUGAAGCCGAGUCUUUCAAACUCGAGUGUGCUGAAGUGGGCAAGCAAGUCGAUCGCCUCGCCCAAAUGCUCAGAACGGCGGUUCGAUUCGCCGCCGUCUACGAGCGUCCUGUUCGGCGGGUGGUUGCGGAGGUUUCCAAGAAUCUCGAACGUGCCCUAACCCUAGUUCGAAAAUGCAAGCAUCGGAGUGCGCUUCGCCGCAUGAUGACCAUCACCAGCGUAACUGAUUUUCGAAAACUCUUCAAUCUUCUAGACGCUUCCCUUGGGGACAUGAAGUGGCUUCUCACUAUAUUCGAAUGCAACGGAGGCGGAGGCGGUAUAGUGCUUUCGCUUCCCCCAAUUGCAAGCAACGACCCCAUUAUUGCUUGGGUUUGGUCCUCUAUUGCCUCCAUUCAGAUGGGUCAAUUGCCAGAUCGUAUCGAAGGGACCAACGAACUCGCUUCCCUUGCCGCUGACAAUGAGAGAAACAAAAAGAUUAUUGUCGAAGAAGGGGGAAUCCCUCCCCUGCUUAAGCUUUUAAAGGAAGGUCCCUCGCCGGAGGCUCAAAUUGCGGCCAUCAAAGCGCUCUAUACACUCGCAAAUGAUUCGGAUAGGGUGAGGACUAUUGUCCAACAACACGGAGUCCCGAUUAUAGUGCAUGCUCUUGGAAACUCGCCGAUGCUGGUACAGAUUCAAGCGGCGAGUUUGGUGGCGAGAAUGGCGGAGCAUGACCCCCUAGCUCAGGAAGAUUUCGCACGGGACAACGCGAUUAGACCCCUCGUUACUCUAUUGUCGUUCGAGACUUAUAUGGAUGAUCCUAAGAACGAAGCGUGUAGGCAGAGUAUCCAUUCCAUUGUUCAGAUCAACAGAAACCUGGAGAAGAAGGCAUUUGAAAAAACAAAGGAACAGAACCCGAUUUCAAAUUCGCAAUUGAAUUCAAGCUCUUUGAGGUAUAUGGAUGGGAGUAGUCGGGCAGGGCAGUACCGGAAAGAGAGGGAAAAUGCGAAACCUGAAAUAAAGCUUAGGCUGAAAAUUGCUUGUGCCGAGGCUCUGUGGAUGAUUGCCAGAGGGAGCGUGUCGAAUAGUAGUAGAAUUUGUGAGACAAAAGGGUUGCUUUGUAUGGAAAAGAUGGUGGAGAAGGAAGAGGGAGAAUUGCAGCUGAAUUGUUUGAUGUGUAUAGUGGAGAUAACAGCUGCGGCAGAGUCCAAUGCAGACCUCAGACGUGCAGCGUUCAAGACAAAUUCCCCUGUGGCGAAGGCUGUGGUGGAUCAGAUGUUGAGGCUAAUCACCGACUCGGAGAACCCAACGCUGCAAAUUGCCGCCAUAAGGUCGAUAGGAUCGUUGGCAAGGACAUUUCCCGCGAGAGAGAGUCGAGUGAUUGGUCCUUUAGUAGUGAAGCUUGGGAGCAGGCAUGUAAACGUGGGUGCAGAAGCUGCCAUUUCGCUGGGGAAGUUUGUUUGUCCGGAGAACUUCCUUUGCAUGGAGCAUUCGAGGAGGGUAAUCGAGUUGAAUGGGGUGGCUCUCGUAAUGAAGUUAGUUAGGGAGAAUGAGAAGAGUGCGAUGGAUGGAGUGAUUCUGUUGUGUUACCUGGCACUUCAUGCGGGUAGCAGCGAGGCUGUGGAUCAGGCAAGAGUGUUGACAGUGCUGGAGGGGCAGGAUCGCAGCAUGAUUGGCCAAUACCCGGAGUUGAAGGAGUUGGUGGGGAAGGCAAUUGGUCACCUCAAUCUGUAUCACACAGGAGGAGGGGGGAGUCCAUUCUAAGGGGCACUGCCAUAUAUCUAAAUAUCCUCUGAACAAAUAAAUUAUUACAGUUACAUAAGAGUCGUGUAAAGCUUAGGUUAUACCUUGUUAGCUUCUAAUGUGGUUGACAGAAGACAGAAGACAGAAGAGUGGCCAACCCCCUUCUCUCUUCUCGUGCCUUGAAUUGGUUUUGUGGUUUUUGAUGUCUCUGCUUGCUUGUUCCUUGAAAAUUACAGCAUCCCCCCUCUUCCCAUAAAAUAUUCAAGCGGACUACACAUUUUUUUAUUGCCCAA
Molecule: messenger RNA, 2449 nt
Organism: Momordica charantia (bitter melon)
Lineage: Eukaryota; Viridiplantae; Streptophyta; Magnoliopsida; Cucurbitales; Cucurbitaceae
Source: RefSeq, a predicted model, not a curated record